Messenger RNA from Porites evermanni, 600 nucleotides. Lineage: Eukaryota; Metazoa; Cnidaria; Anthozoa; Scleractinia; Poritidae. The record is from the annotation of a GenBank genome assembly.
AUGUUUAUACUCCACAAUAAUGGUUACAACAUUGGCAAGGCAAUAGCUAAUCUUGUUCCUGCCGGUGGACCUGUUCUGUGCCGCGAUGAGAUGGAAGAGUGGUCUGCAGGUUGGUUACUGGUGACAUUCAGUUUGUGUUGAUGUGGUGAAGUGAAGGUGUUUCUUCAGUAGGAUAAAUCUCUGUUUAGAACUCUCAAUCCGGAUUACCUGAGCCCAUUGGAAAUUGAAGGGAUUGUGUUUAUAAAUUCCACCCUCAUAUGGAGAAUUCAGUGAACCAUUCUUAGCAAACGUAAGCAAUGACAAUGGAGACUGCAACCAGAGCGGGAAAGAAAGCAAAGCAUGUGUAUCAUGUGUACAUUUUUGCAGUUGCUUGACUUCCAUGAUGUGUGAAAAUUCCUAACUUCACAUGAAAACUUGACAUUUAGACAUAAUUAUAUCAUUUACCAUUAAUGAGUUAAAGAACUAUUUGUUUAUCAUGUUUUUGCUAUUUUAGGAGAGGCAAACUUGUUUGAAGAAGCCAUUCAGAAAUAUGGAAAAGAUUUUUCAGACAUUCAAAAAGACUUUGUGAGUAGCUCCUUAUGUAGAUUAUUAAUCUUAUGA